Ambispora leptoticha is the source of this 666-nucleotide messenger RNA. The record is from the annotation of a GenBank genome assembly. NCBI's taxonomy places the organism in Eukaryota, Fungi, Glomeromycota, Glomeromycetes, Archaeosporales, Ambisporaceae.
AUGUCUCAGUAUUUUAGAUGUCUUUUUGAACUUUUGGAAAAUACAGUUGGAGUUCGUGAUGUGAAUUUACCCAUUAAGAGUUAUAACAAUUAUAUUGGUUCAGAGACUUGUCAAAAAGUAUUGAAUCCUUAUAAGGAAAUAAGAUUGGUAAAAUUACUAACUGAUAAGCCGGAAUUUCCCCAAGGCUAUUACUUUAAGUGGUUAGCCUUUAAUCGGGAUAAUCCUGGGGAGCGGGUGUUAUUUGAUAACCAUACUGAAGCAGUGGAACCGCAUAUCGUUCGUUCGAAUAGUAUUGAAGCACUUUCUUCUAACCUGACUAAAAAUCGUUUAAGAUUAUUUGCAACUUUGGUAGAGAAAAAGCCAGUUAAUCUGACUGAAUUAGCCCAUCUAUUACAAAAAGAUUAUGCCCUAGUGCGACGGGAUGCUCGUAUCUUGGAAGGCAUGGGACUUAUUAAAUUAGAAAAAGUGACUAAGGAAGUUCAAAAUGGUCAUGGUAGCGAGGAGGUGACAGAAAAGGUGGGAAGAAAGAAAUUUAAACGAAAAGAAGUUGAGGAAUAUCUAAAAGGAGAAUGGAUUAGAGAAUUUUCCGAACCAAUUCAAGGAGUAAAAGACCAUUAUAACAUUAAGAACUGGGAGCGAUCAAUGACGGAUAUUCUUAAAGCCUGA